Molecule: messenger RNA, 7293 nt
Organism: Triticum turgidum subsp. durum (durum wheat)
Lineage: Eukaryota; Viridiplantae; Streptophyta; Magnoliopsida; Poales; Poaceae
Source: the annotation of a GenBank genome assembly
AUGGCGGCGUCGGAGCGGGAGGCCGGCCUCCUCGCCCGCGUGGCCGCGAACCACCUCUUCCUCGCUCAAUUCGAGCCCAUGCGCGCGGCUCUACUCAGCCUCCGCCGCCGCACCGAUCCCGAUCUCGCUGCAGACUUCCUCCGCGCGGUGGUCGCCUCGGGGGGCCGCGUCCCUGGCGUGCUCUGGUCGGCGCUGCCCGCCUGCCCCUCCUCCUCCCACCUCGCCUGGCUCGCCGCGCUUGAGCUCGCUGCCCUCCCUUCCACUCCCAACCCCGAGUCGCUCCGCCUCAAGGCUGAGUUUCUCAUUCUUCUCCAGCCCAUCGCUGAUGACCCUGCCACCGGCGUCGAUGCUCGGGGAACGCUCGUGAAGCUGCUGGAUUUGGGGGUGGCGAGGCUGAAACGCGAGGUCGACGGCUAUGGGGAACCUGUCGAGGAGGUCCCGGUCACCGAGGAGGAUCUGAGGGGGUUGUGGGGGGUGGUCCUCGACAAUGCCGAGCUGUUUGACGCCCUGUGUGCGGGCGUUUCGAGGCAGAUCGGACUGGACUCAGGUUUUGGUGUAAAUGUGCUCCUGUCGUUGCGACGUAGCGUGCAGCUCGCCCACUUGGACGCCAUGAAGGCGCUUGUCAUGGCUGGUGACGUCGAAAGUGUUACUGGGCAUAUCCGGUUCCUCUGUUUGGAGAAUGGUGUAGAGGAGGACAGUUAUAAGGUUGUCCUAGGUGAUGUUGUGAAAAAGGGUUGGGAAAAAUCAUCAAAUUAUUUUGGAAAAUGGUUUGAAUCGCGUAAUGGAAUCAUUACAAUUUAUGGAGAAGCACUUCAGUCAAGCAGUCCCCAGCUUGUUCAACUAAUUCAGAUCAUUCUGGAUGACAUUCUUUCUGAAGAAUUUGAAGACCACAGUAUCUCUGAUGCUCAUUGGAUGCCUCUUCCUUUCAAGAAGUUUCUGGAAACAUUGUGGUUGGAGAGGGAUGCUGAUUCAGAUGACAGGACCAUUUUGACCGAAGCUAUAGUAUCCUGCAAGAAAGAUCUGUUCCACUAUUCUCGACUUUCUGGAAAGCAUGUCCUUGAAGUUAUCAUGGAAACUGCUCUAUCAUUAAUUAAGAGAGAACAGCUUCAAGAAGCUGUUAAUGUUGUUUCUUUAUUUCCCCUUCUCCAGCCAUUGGUUGCUGUAUUGGGUUGGGAUAUUCUGAAGGGUAAGACAGAACUGCGGAGAAAGUUAAUGCAGUUGUUCUGGACAAGCAAAUCCCAAGCUCUGCGUCUACAAGAAUAUUCACAUUACCGUGCACAGACGGAUGAGACAUCCUGUGAGGAGUACCUAUGUGACCUGUUAUGCUUUCAUCUGGAUCUUGCAUCCUUCGUUUCCAGUGUGAAUUCUGGGCACCCUUGGAAUUUGAGGAAUUCAUUGUUAUUCUCCCAACAAGAGCAAGAUUCAGUUGUUAAUGCAGAAACAUUAGAUCCUUUUGUUGAGAACAUGAUACUUGAGCGGUUAGCUGUUCAGACUCCCAUGAGAGUGCUGUUUGACGUGGUCCCAGGAAUAAAGUUUCAAGAUGCAAUUGAGCUUGUUGGUAUGCAGCCACUUUCUUCAACAACUGCAGCUUCGAAAAGGAUGCAUGACAUCGAGCUGAUGCACAUGCGAUAUGCUCUACAGUCAGUUGCCCUUUCUUUAGGGGAGAUGGAGAAGUGUGCAGGUGAUGGGAAUGAGCACCAUUAUCACAUAGCUUUGUCAUAUUUGAAGGAGAUGCAAAAUUUUAUGGAGGCUAUCGAAAGCACUCCACGAAAGAUUUUCAUGGUCAGCAUUGUAUUAUCAUUAUUACAUAUGGACGACACUAUCAAGUUGCCGCAAGCCGCCCCCCCAGAGUGUUCUGUCAUUCAUGAUUGCUGUGAUAGUAAUACUGAAUCUGAAGGGAAGAACAUGGUGAUAUCUUUUGUUGGACUUCUGCUUGACAUACUUCGACAUAAUGUCCUAUUUAAAGGCCCUGAUAUGGAUCAGUUGCCAAGUACUGGUCUGUCACCUGCUGGCAGGCAAGCGUUAGAGUGGAGACUCAAACAUGCCAGCCAUUCCAUUGAAGACAUGGAUUGGCGUCUAUCUGUUCUACAACGCCUCCCACCUCUGUCUGGGCGACAAUGGAGUUGGAAGGAGGCAUUAGUUGUUUUACGUGCCGCUCCUUCAAAAUUGUUGAACGUGUGCAUGCAAAGGGCAAAUUAUGGUAUAGGAGAGGAAGCUGUACAACGAUUUUCUUUGCCUGCUGAGGAUAAAGCUUCUCUUGAAUUAGCUGAAUGGGUAGCUGGUGCAUACAGAAGAGCAUUGGUUGAGGAUGCUCUAAAUCGGGCCACAGACAACCCAAAUGUUGCACGCGAAUCAGAUAUUUUGUCAUUCCGUGCUCAGCUUGGUCCUUUAACUACGAUUCUGCUUUGUAUUGAUGUUGCUGCAACUUCUGCUAGGUCAGGGGAUAUGUGUCGAUUUCUUCUCGAUGAGGCUACAAGUUUGUUAUCUGAAAUAUUUCCAGGAACCUCCCCAAAAAUAGGUCCAACUUAUUGGGAUCAGAUUCAAGAAGUUGCUAUCAUAUUAGUGAUAAAGCGCAUCCUUCAGCGCCUCAGUGGCAUUUUAGAUCUCGAAGGUCGGCCAUAUCUUCAAGUAGUUUUUACCGAAGUGAGUACCUCUUUGUCAACUGAAUCUAGCAGAGUUGGACAAAAGCAACGUCCACUUGGACUCCUGCAUCAGAUGAUUGAUGAUGCCUUCAGAGGAAAGCGUCAGUUCUUGAAUGGUAAACUUCACAAUGUUGCAAGAGCUAUUGUUGAUGAAGAUUCGGAUAAAAUUUACUCAAAAGACGGUACCAAGUCAGAAAAAAAAGAUGCUUUGAUAUCCGAAAAAGGUACAGUCCUUGGUCAUGGACUUAGAAUCCUGAAACAAGCAUCUAAGACUGACCCAACAGCUUCAAGUGUUCCUGAAAGCAGUUCAGACCACAAAGGUUCUACAAACAGAUACUUGGGUCAUGUAUCUACCAAGCCGUCGACAUACUUAUCAAACUUCAUAAUAUAUAUUGCAACCAUUGGUGACAUAGUUGAUGGAACUGACACGACUCAUGAUUUCAACUACUUCUCAUUGGUGUACGAACGACCAAAAGAUCUUUUAACUCGUUUAGUUUUUGAGCAUGGAAGCACUGAUGCAGCUGCGAAGGUAGCUGACACAAUGGGUGUGGAUUUUGUGCACGAGAUAAUAUCAGCUUGUGUGCCACCAGUUCUUCCUCCACGAACAGGACAAGGAUGGGCUUGCAUUCCUAUUUUGACCACAGUGUCCAAUAUUAUUUCUGAAAACAGUUCAACAGUUCCAAAGUCCCUCCCCCCUGAUCAAGGAUGGAGUCCACAUGAUUCAUUGUUGUCUUCUCGCCGGGAUCCGCUGUAUCCUCUUCAGUUAAAUUUAGUGAAGCAUUUAGCCCAAUUAUCAUCAGUAAGAGCAGUUCUGGCAUGUGUGUUCGGAAGUAGCAUACUAUCUGGUGACAGUGAAUCAUCUCCUACUUAUGUGAAAGAUGCAAUGCAAACCACUGAAGUUGAGAGGUCAUUCUAUGAAUUCGCUCUUGAACAAUCGGAGAGAUAUCCAACUUUGAACCGGUGGAUACAGAUGCAGUCUAACCUUCACCGGGUAUCUGAGUCUGCCGUGGCAGUUAAAACUGAAAAUGAAGUCGCCGUGCAUCAAUCAAAAGGAAAUUUUUCUAUUAAGCGAGCUCGUGAACCUGACAGUGAUGCUGAAUCAGAGCUUGAAGAUGUCGUCAUAAAUGGAAAUGCCGCUUCAAGUACACUAGAAUCCCCUAAACAUGAUGAUGCUAAACUAGAGCCAACAGCUUUUAUUUCUUUUGACUGGGAGAACGAAGGACCAUAUGAGAAAGCUGUUGAGAGGCUAAUUAAUGAAGGAAAACUAACUGAUGCUCUUGCUGUAUCCGACCGUUGUUUGCGCAAUGGAGCGUCUGAUAAAUUACUUCGAUUGCUCAUUGAUCAAAGGGAAGAAAGAAGUCUAGGCAAAGGACAAUUCCGUCCAUAUGGUUCCCGUAACUUGGGGAAUAAUACUUGGCAGUAUUGUUUGAGACUGAGGGAUAAAAAACUUGCAGCUCAGCUUGCUCUUAAGUACCUGCACAAUUGGAACCUUGACGCUGCAACCAAUGUUCUAACUAUGUGCAUCUGCCACUUACCUGAGAAUGAUCCUAUGCGGAGUAAGGUGCUACACAUGAAGCAAUCUCUGCAACGGUAUGGUCAUAUUAUGAGUGCUGAUGACCAUUACACCAGAUGGCAAGAGGUCGAAGUUGAUUGUGAAGAUGAUCCAGAGGGGCUAGCACUUAGGCUUGCCGCCAAAGGAGCUGUAUCUGCUGCUUUACAGGUCGCCGAAAGUGCCUCUCUGUCAAUCGAUUUGCGGAGGGAACUGCAAGGCCGCCAGCUUGUCAAACUUCUUACCACUGAUCCACUUAAUGGUGGAGGCCCAGCUGCGGCAUCACGAUUUCUAUCGACCUUACGAGAUUCCAAUGAUGCUCUUCCUGUUGCCAUUGGUGCCAUGAAGUUAUUACCUGACUUGCGCUCAAAGCAGCUUCUUGUGCAUUUUUUUCUCAAACGUACAGUUGGGAAUUUGUCAGAUGCUGAGAUUGCUCGACUUAAUUCAUGGGCGCUGGGUCUUCGUGUUCUUUCCUUAUUGCCAUUGCCAUCACAACAGCGUUGCUCUUCUCUGCAUGAACAUCCUCAGUUGAUUCUGGAAGUACUAUUGAUGAUGAAGCAACUCGAGUCUGCAUCUCUGGUUUUGAAAGAAUUUCCAUCCCUGAGGGAUGACAAGUUAAUCAUUGCUUACGCUAAGAAAGCAAUCUCUGUCAAUAUCGAUUCUACUCUUAGGGAACCACGACAAACCAUCUCUGCGGCAAGAGAAAAAGAAAAAAAGGCUGCCAUACCAGCUAAAACAAAUUUUGUGCAGAGUUUUGGCAACUUUCAGAGAGAGGCACGUAAAGCAUUCUCAUGGGUGCCCCGCGACGGCGGCACCAAAACCCCUCCGAAAGAUAUCCCUCGGAAAAGAAAGAGUUCAGGCUCAGGUGAUAGAUCCUCUUGGGAAGCGAUGCCUGGUGUACAGGAGGAGCAGACACCUGUUUACCCUUCUGAAGGACAAGAUAGACUUCCUUUUGUUUCUGCUCCUGAGGAGUGGGUGCUUACCGGAGAGCCUGAUAGGGAUAACACAACUCGUUCAUGUCAUAGAUAUGAAUCCUCUCCAAAUAUCGCACUAUUCAAGGCAUUGCUUUCACUGUGCACUGAUGAGUCAGUAGCCGGAAAAGGUGCACUUGAACUGUGUGUUACUCAGAUGAAGGUUGUGCUAAGCUCCCUACACUUGCCUCUCAAUGCAUCUAUGGACAAUGUAGCCCGGGCUUAUCAUGCAACGGAAACUUAUGUGCAGGCAAUCUCUUAUGCAAAAAAUCUACUAAAAAAGCUCACCGGGAGUAGUGAUUUGUCAAGUGGCUCUGAAAGAAGUAGAGAUGCUGAUGAUGUUUCUGUGGACGCUGGCAGUUCAAGCACUGGGGUCCAACAUCAAGAUGAGCUGUCUGAUCUCCUUGCUCAAGCAGAUACGUGGUUAGGGCGUGCUGAGCUUCUUCAAAGCCUGCUGGGAUCAGGUAUUAUUGCAUCACUUGAUGAUAUUGCUGGCAAAGAGUCUUCAACUAGUCUACGUGACAGGCUGGUCAGUGAUGAGCGAUACAGCAUGGCUGUAUAUACUUCUAAGAAGUGCAAGAUUGAUGCUUUUCCAGUGUGGGUUGCUUGGGGCCAUGCUCUAGUUCGAAUGGAACACUACGCUCAAGCCCGUGUGAAAUUUAAGCAAGCUCUUCAACAGUUCAAAGGUGAUGCGCCUCCUGUUGUCCUUGAUAUCAUUAACACAAUUGAAGGGGGUCCUCCUGUUGAUGUUUCUUCUGUCCGCUCUAUGUAUGAACAUGUAGCAAAAAGUGCAGCAACCAUCUUCGAUGAUUCCCUUUCUGCUGAUUCUUAUCUUAAUGUUCUAUAUAUGCCAUCCACAUUCCCACGAUCUGAGAGGUCCAGGCAAUCCAGAGAUUCUCUAGAUAGCCAAUUUUCGUCUGCUAACUCAUACCUUGAAGAUGGUCCUCGCAGCAAUCUUGAUAGCGUCCGAUAUGCAGAGUGUAUUCAUUACUUGCAGGAAUAUGCUCGCCCACAAAUGCUUGCUUUCAUGUUCAGGCAUGGCCAUUAUGCAGAAGCAUGCUCUCUAUUCUUUCCAUCCAGUGAACCAACCGCAGAAGGGGAAACAUCUUUGUCUUCAGUUCCUCGGAGUGAUCCUUUAACAACUGAUUAUGGGACAAUUGAUGACCUGUGUGAUCUAUGUCUUGGAUAUGGUGCUAUGUCUGUAUUGGAGGAUACAAUAUUGGCAAUAACUCAAUCCCCGACAUAUCAUGACACAACUGUGAUUCAGUACAUGAACACUGUUCUCACCCGCAUUUGUAACUACUGUGAAAUGCAUCGGCACUAUAAUUAUCUUUACAACUUUCUGGUUCUAAAAGGUGACCAUGUGGCUUCUGGCCUUUGCUGUAUUCAGUUAUUCAUGAAUUCAAUGUCCCAAGAGGAAUCUCUGAAGCAUUUGGGACAUGCCAAGACACAUUUUGAGGAAGCCUUAUCUGUACGAGAUAGAACAAUUGAGGCUACAAAAUUGGUAUCACGGACUGCUCGCAAUAAGAGUGCAUCGGAAAAACUAACUCGAGAGAUGAUAAUGAAAUUUUCUACCAGAGUUUCCUAUCAGAUGGAUGUUGUGAAGGCCCUCAACAGUGUAGAUGGGCCUCAGUGGAAGACCUCCCUGUUUGGAAAUCCAACUGAUCCUGAAACUCUGAGGCGAAGGUGCAUGGUUGUUGAAACUCUGGCUGAAAAGCAUUUUGAUUUAGCUUUUAGAAUGCUUCAUGAGUUUGAUCUUCCAGUUGUGGAUGUUUAUGCCGGUGUAGCAGCAUCCCUCGCAGAGAGGAAAAAAGGUGGCCAGUUAACGGAGUUCUUGAAAAACAUAAGGGGAACCAUAGAAGAUGAUGAAUGGGAUCAGGUUCUGGGUGCUGCUAUAAAUGUUUAUGCUAACAAGCAUAAAGAAAGGCCAGAUCGACUUAUUGACAUGCUAAUCAGCAAUCACAGGAAAGUACUUGCUUGCGUUGUUUGCGGCCGUCUGAAAAGUGCAUUCCAGAUAGCCUCACGAAGUGGAAGUGUAGCUGAUGUUCAAUAUGUUGCCCAUCAGGCAUUACAUGCAAAUGCAUUGCCGGUUCUUGAUAUGUGCAAGCAAUGGCUGGCCCAGUACAUGUAA